AUGGGAGCAGCUACUGAUUGCGUUCCCAUGGCUGACAAAAAUAUUGUUGACAUCGACCCUUCUUUAAAUGAUGUAGACAAGAUCGACCUUUGUAAACCAGUCACUAUAGAGAAGAUAAAAAAUUCUUUGUUCAGCAUGGAUAAGCAUAAAUCACCGGGUAUUGAUGGGUAUAAUGUGAUGUUCUUUCAGGCUACCUGGAGUACUACUAGUCCAAGCAUCACCACUGCAGUUCGUGAUUUCUUCACUACAACCAGUUUUCUACUCAAGAUGCAACACAUCUUGCCAAAUAUCAUCAACGAAAGCCAAUCUUCUUUUGUUAAAGGUCGAGCUAUUUUUGACAAUAUCAUUCUUAGUCAUGAACGUGUGAAAGGCUACAAUAGGAAAUAUAUUUCUCCUAGAUGUAUGAUCAAAAUAGACCUUCAGAAAGCCUAUGACUAUGUUGAAUGGCCAUUUAUCCAAUGUCUUCUUCACUUAUUAGGUUUUCCUAGCAGGUUUGUUGAUUGGAUAAUGAGUUGUGUCAUGACAAGUUGUGUCAUGACAGUUUCUUAUGUUUUCAAUGUCAAUGGUGAUUUGACUAAACCUAUUAAGGCUAAAAGAGGGUUGAGGCAAGGGGACCCCUUAUCCCCUUAUGUCGUUGUGUUAUUCAUGUCAUACCUAAGAAGAUGUCUAGGUCGACUGAAGAAUACCUCGAACUUUCACUUCCAACCUAGAUGCAAGAAACUUAAUCUCACUCAUGUAUGCUUUGCAGUCGAUUUGCUUCUUUUUUCCAGAGGUGAUUCUGAGUCAGUAAGAGAAAUUUACAACGCAUUCCAGAAGUUUCAAAGGCUUCGGGUCUAA
Messenger RNA from Spinacia oleracea (spinach), 837 nucleotides. RefSeq lists its product as uncharacterized. NCBI's taxonomy places the organism in Eukaryota, Viridiplantae, Streptophyta, Magnoliopsida, Caryophyllales, Amaranthaceae. The record is from RefSeq and is a predicted model, not a curated record. The coding region runs from base 1 to 837 and encodes 278 amino acids. The transcript is spliced from 2 exons.